AGGAUCCUCAUUUUUCGAAGAAAAGGGGGAAAAAAACAUCGCUAUUGCACAUUUUGCGACUCGGGAAAGCCCAGCUUUUUUAAAAAAACGUUGGAAAACCCCGGCUUGUCGUCCAAACUCAAAACCAGCCUGAAACUGAAACUACCAAACGAACAAACCCGCCACCAGCGCCGCCGUCUACCUCAACGGCGGCAACCUUCUCCCACUACCUUCCUGCGGUCCUGCUUCCCGCACGAACUCAACACCGGCAGGAUGCGAUAGACCCGUGGGUGUCGAAUAACGCGCGCCGCAAUGACCCUUGUCAAUGGCCCGAAAUCCGCCGCCGUGCUCUACUCCUCCCUGCUCCAGAGCUGCAUCGGCUCCAACGCCUUCCGGCAAGGCAAAUCCGUGCAUCACCGGACCAUCAUCGCGCCCUCCGCCUCGCCGCCGGACCUCCACCUCAGCACCAAGCUCGUCAUCUUCUACUCCCACUUCGGCGACGUCGCGGCCGCCCGUAGGGUGUUCGACGGGAUGCCGCACCGGAGCGUGGUGUCCUGGACGGCCAUGGUCUCCUCGUACGCCAAGAACGGGCGGCCCCGGGAGGCGCUGGAGCUGUUCGCGCUCAUGCUCCGGUCCGGCGCCCGGGCGAACCAGUUCACGUUCGGUAGUGUGGCGAGCGCGUGCGCGGGAGCCCGGUGCGCGCGGAGCGGGGAGCAGGUGCACGCGUGCGCGGCCAAAGGCAGGUUCGCGGGGGACAUGUUCGUGCAGAGCGCGCUCAUGGACAUGCACCUGCGGUGUGGGUCGGUGGCGGAUGCGAGUCGGCUGUUUGCGGAGAUGGAGAGGAAGGACGUGGUUUCUUGGAAUGCCCUGAUCAGGGGGUUCGUGGAGCACAGGCAUUACAGUGAUGCGCUUGGAUUGUUCGCUUCAAUGCUGAGAGAUGCAAUGGUGCCUGACCAUUUCACAUUUGGAAGUGCUCUAAAGGCUUCUGGAGCAGUGAGUCUGCUCUCCAACGUUGAGCUAAUACACACUUGCAUCAUCAAGCUGGGUUAUCUGGGCAACAAGAUUGUUACUGCAUCACUUAUCGAUUCUUAUGCAAAAUGUCGGAGUUUGAGCAGUGCAAGGGUGAUAUAUGACUCCAUGUGUGAACCAGACCUCGUUUCAUCUACUGCACUGAUCAGUGGGUACUCUAUGGAUAGAAACCACAGCAAAGAUGCAAUGAAGCUCUUCUGUAAGAUUCACCGUAAGGGUUUAAGAAUUGAUGGUGUUCUGUUAAGUUCUUUGCUUGCCAUUUGUGCUAAUACAGCAUCAAUAAAAUUUGGGACACAAGUUCAUGCUUAUAUGUGCAAGAAGCAACCUAUGGGCGAUGCAGCAUUGGACAAUGCUCUAGUUGACAUGUACGCAAAAGCUGGAGAAUUCACAGAUGCUAGGCGUGCUUUUGAUGAAAUGCCCCACCGAAAUGUGAUUUCUUGGACUUCACUUAUUACGGCCUGUGGGGAAAAUGGUUUCGGAGAAGAUGCUGUGACCCUUUUUGACAGAAUGGCGGAGGAUGGUGUAAAGCCAAAUGAUGUGACAUUCCUUGCUCUUCUGUCUGCAUGUAGUCACUCUGGUCUUAUGAACAAAGGGAUAGAGUAUUUCACGUCCAUGAUGAGCAAGUAUGGUAUCAAUCCAAGAGUGGAGCAUUAUAGCUCUGCUAUUGACCUUCUUGCUCGUGGAGGUCAGUUGGAAGAUGCAUGGAAGCUUGUUCAGAAGAUAAACGCUGAACCCAGCUCAUCAAUGUUUGGUGCAAUGCUUGGAGCUUGUAAAAUACAUGGAAAUGUGCCUCUUGGAGAAACUGCAGCCAAGAAUCUUUUCAGCAUGGAUCCUGAGAGUUCUGUAAACUAUGCUGUUCUUGCGAACAUCUUUGCAGAGUCAUGUCUGUGGGAAAAUGCUCAGAGGACCAGAAAAUUAUUGGCGGAAACAUCCAGAGGAAAAGAAGUUGGUUACAGUGUCAUAUGAUAUGACAAGGUUAUGGUUGAUGUAGACGAAAUUUCCCAGGUGAUGGUUAUCUGCCUGUUAUAAAUGCAAAAGAAGAGGCUGAACUCUGAAACAGCUUCAUUGUUCAGGAGCCCAGGUGAACAUGAGGCCAUACACACAUGAGCCGCCUCAAUUUGCGGAACUCUGAACUUAUGAAUGCUUGUCAUUUCAAUUAAGCAAUAGGGAAUUGGUGACAUAUCAGCAGCCAUCAUGUUUUUUUGAAUCGAGGCCAUCCCCAUUUCCAUUAUCAGAGAACGGAAAUACCAGAGUUCAGAGUACAGGAAAAGAAGGGAGUUUGGGGGGAAAGACACAAGCUAUGCACAGGCCACUACCCUAAUUCAAGCUAGGGGACCUAUGUGAUCAGUACCAUCAUGUUGGCCAAUGGGCUGCAACGCUUUCUAUUCUGCUGAAUGGCUCACCAUUAUCACCAUCUGAAAAAGAAUUGGUACCUAACCUCAGCUUGUGAGGCAUUGGCACUUUGCACAAUUGGCCAUGUCAAGUACAAGCUGGGUUGUUGUUUCGUGCUGACAUCCUGGAUGAUAUCCAAGAUCUGGUGGCAAGGGUGGCUCUUUUCCUGUGAUGAGAGUUCAACUACUAGCAGAGUUCUUUCUUGUCUUAUGCAACAGUACAGAGAGCCUUGGUUUGUGAUGUUCUGUUCUGUUCUAAUUAAGCAGAUGAACGGGAUGACGCCCGUGAAGGGGAUAAUUCCUCUCCCCACGAGGGCGUUAUGGAGCUGUUCUGACCCGGCGGAGGAACUGGGCGACGGGACGAAGACCAGACUGGUGAAGGCAGAUGCUGUCGACAGUCUCCUCAUUUUUUUUUUGCUGAUACAUUCAGAACUUGUUCAGUUAUUCACACUGUAAUUUUUGUGACUCGCAAAAGGAUCUAGGGAUUCAGCUUUAUAUAUUGGACUAUUC
Panicum hallii is the source of this 2909-nucleotide messenger RNA. RefSeq names its product pentatricopeptide repeat-containing protein At3g20730. Gene Ontology annotation, biological process: RNA modification. The transcript has 4 exons. Lineage: Eukaryota; Viridiplantae; Streptophyta; Magnoliopsida; Poales; Poaceae. The record is from RefSeq and is a predicted model, not a curated record. Gene Ontology annotation, molecular function: protein binding; RNA binding. The coding region runs from base 292 to 1974 and encodes 560 amino acids.